CAACAACAGCAGCAGAAUCAACGCCUCUUGGGUAUUGAUCUUCCGCCGAGUCAUCAUGUUUCCCUCGAAAUUCGGCCAAGAGAAUUGCUGAUCUGGAAUACAAGUCCUCCUGAUGUGCCCUCCGUGGUGGGAGACACAACGGGAGAUCCUGCAGUCAUUACAACACACGCAUCAGCAGAAGCGGCUGUACAAAAGGCUGAGGCGGAGGCGGCAGCGGCAGCUCGAGGACGUCUGCUUGCAAGAGUGCAGCUGUUGCAGAGGCUUAAUGUUGCUACAGCUGCAGCGUGUGCCUUUGCUGAUGGCGGCUCUUCCAGAUCCGUGGAAGCAAGCGGGAGCAGAGCAAGCAUUGUUCUUGUUGCCUUUCUAGACGGAAAACAGCAGAUUUUAUGCCUUCGCAUACAUUUUCGCGUAGGCUGUUUCACAGCUGCUGCUACGCGGGAACGCCACGGCCUACAGCUGGAUGAGGAUGCACCUGUGACGGGUGUCUAUACAGCCUGUCUCUGUUGGUGCCUGGAUGACGGCGGAGCCGCAGUUGCAGGAAGAACCAGUGCUUUUCCUCGCAUAAAGAGGCGAAGAGGCUUGAAUUCUGAAGCCACUUCAGUGUCAGAUGAAAACACGCACACUUCUCCUGGAAAGCUGCAGCUUUCCAUCCUCGAUGCAGAACGUGCCCUGCUGCAUCGGGGAGCUGCGGCAGCGCCGCUGCUGCUGUGUUUCCCCGCAGUUUCGGGGAGUCUGGAUCGUGGGAUGCUUGCUGCGUGCUGUUGUGGCAGCAGCAGAAGUGCUAAGGAGGGAUGCUGCCCGCUUCACUCCAGCGGCGGGGGCAUGCAAAGGGAGGAACCAGAGGCAGCAGCGCACUCUGGCGUUUCCAGUAAGGCGUCUCUUUGGGAAAGCAAUGGUUGCGUGUUUUGCGCAGAUGACGCCGCAAUGCGGGAUGCUGACUCGCAAGCCUCAAAACUUGUUGUAGGGAGAACCCCCUCGAGUGCUGCUCCACCCCUAAGGGUGCAAGAACUGGUGGUUUACCUCCCGCAUGCGCUUCAGGAGAAAGGCGCCUCGCGAAGCGAUCCGCGAUUUCCCACCUGCGCUUUGCGCUGCGGAGACACUGCAGCUACCCGUGCAGCUGCAUGCAGGAGUCUCGAGGAGACGCAAGGCGCGUGGCUGCUUCUGUUGAGGCUUCCAGAGGGCAACCCCACUGUUACAACACUUGAUGCAGUGCCUCUGGAAGGCGUGCUCGCGCCGACCUCCGCAGCAGCAGGAGCAGCAGAAGACUUAGCUGCCGCAUUGUGGAUUAGCCCUUGCGGCAGCAGCGGCUGUUUGCUUGUUUCGCCUCGAACGCUGCUGCGUCUUUCCUUCUACACAGGUCCUAGGAUGCGUCUGGCAAUCAGUAGACGUUUCGUGUUGCCUGCAAGGGUGGCGGCAGCCGCAGCUGCAGCCUGCGCUCAGUGGACAGAGCCACGAGGGUUCUUUUCCGACAGCACGUUGUGGCUAGCUGCUCCCCAGCAGGCUGAGCAGCAGCUUUCGGGGGAUGUGCUGGCUGUGCAGGUGCCAGGAGAGGGCCCUCUCCUUCUGCCGGAAGUCUGCCUCCUGCCCCAGCAGCUGCAGCAGCAGUGGCGCCGCUUUCUGUGCUGCACGCUGCUGAUGAGCCCUCCCCCCUCCAUGGUGACUGCUGCGGGAGAAAGCAGCAACGCGCCUCCGCAGACACUGGAGAGAGAGGUUCAGCUGCUGCUGCUGCGCGUGGCGUCACGCUGCGUCAGACUCAUGGGGAAGGGGAUGUUGUGUCGCGCGCUGAUGCAUGCCCUGCAGCCGUGUGGUAAUCUACCAGCCGACGCUGACGCUGGCGAAGGCGAUGACGAGACGGAAAGCACUACUUCCUCCAGCUGUGAGAGCUCUAGCUACUACACGGGCUGCAGCGUGGCUUCGGAGACUUCCUCGAGCGCUUCUUCCGUGAGCAACAGCUGGAGAGUUUCUCCGCAAGACGGCGUCAGCUGUUCGAGUGCACAUCUAGUUUCCCGUGUGGGGAUGCUCUUCUUCGCCAGCAGCUGCUGCUCCAGAGAUCUCGCGUCGUUGCAGCAGGCAGUCGGCAAGGCUAAGGCGGCAGAGGGGGAGUGGGAAGUUGUCUUGCUGCAACGUGUGUUGUGGGAGCUCACCAAGCGGGCAGCUUCGGCUAAUGCUGGAGUGGCAGAGAAGGAUACGGAUUCAAGAGACGUGCCAGCAAAGGAAAGCUGGAAGGCGCAGACUCCUGCUGCAUCCGCUGCUGAGAUGUUUCGAGCCGCCGUCAGUGCUUCCGUGGCUUUGACGCUGUGGCUAGCUCACCACCAACAAAUCGAACGACAACAAGUGCUGCCGCUGCAGCUAGGAGCAUCCGAGGUGUGGGGUGCUUUUUUUCUGAAGCAACAACAAGCUCUCAUGAGAUGCAGUUCUGAUGCUGCUGCAGCAGUUUCUGCUGCUGCAGCAGCAUCAGAACUGCAUGCCGCAGUGGAGUCUUGGCCUUCUGCUGCUGCCUUCCCGCCCGUGCCUCAGCAGCAAACGGCGCAGCAGCACGACGCUCACCACUCUUGCGCGCAUGCGGAGCAGCAGCCGCCAUGUCUAUUUGCCAGGGAUGCGGCCUGUGCAGCUCUACUCCUGGUGCGCCCGUCCGGUGUAACUACAGCAGUGCAUCCUCGCCUUCAACCUUCCGAGCGAAUGCUGAUGCAGCUCCAACCGCUUGUAGCUGCUUCGCAACAGUACCUGUUGCAGCGCCUCCUGCCGCGGGAAAAGUUUCUUAUGGACUUCUUCCUGGCAGCCAGUCAAGAGAGGAGGCAACACGCUUCGCGGAAACUGCUGCUGCUGGAUCACCUUCAGCGCCAGCAGGAAGCGGAGAGCGGCCAGCAGAAGCGUCUGCUUAACGACCCUAUUUCCAUUCUUUGCAGCCGUCUGCUGCGUCGGGGAGGCACUUUCUCUGCGUUUCUUCACAGCUGCAGCGCCAACAUGGAGGCCGUUCAAGCACGAGCGCAGGUGCAAGUGCAGCAGCACCUGCGGCAGCAAGAACGGCAGCUGCUCGAUGUGCUGCAGCAGCUACUGCGGCUUUCUCCCUCCUCGCGAUGGCGACACCUGCUAGUUGGGGCACUGCAGCAGCAGCUGAGAAUGCACGAAGUCGGAAGCGUCGUGGCUGCUGCGUCUUCUACAGCAGCCGCAUUCGCGCCUUUGUUGAACAAAUGUGCAGCAAGGCGCUCAGCGAGUGCAGCCACUGCGUCACUGAGCGUCGUAUUAAAGCGGGCACUGCCAAUGGCGGCGCUUUGCAGGAGCAGCAGCAAGAGCAAGAGCAGCAAGAGCAGCAAGAGCAGCAAGAGCAGCAAGAGCAGCAGCAAGCAAGAGCAGCAAGAGCAAGAGCAGCAAGAGCAACGCGAGAGAGGUUUCCGGGGAGAUGCUCCUGGCAGCACUUCUGAAGAAUGUGCUGCUGCCGUGAGGAUGUGUUUCCUCCCCUUCCUGUUACCCUUAGGAUGGAGAGACUGGUCCUGUUGCGACUCGGUGGACGUACAGCCGGCUCACCAGAGGCAGCAACAGCACCAGCCACAGCGACCACAGCAGCGAACGUCGCGAAGCUGCUCGCUCAUGCGCUUCGCUGCAGGAGCAGAAUGCUCCACUCGAGCAGACGCGAUCGUAGGAGAGCUCUUGGAGAAGGGCCUCUCUUGGCAGCUGGCACGAAAGCAAGAGCAGCUCGAUAACAGCUCCCUUCUCGAGACUGAGCUGCUGCAGGAUGCACGUGAAAUCCAACAGACGAGGCGUCUCGAUGGCGCCGCUGCUGCUGCAGCACUGGCAGCAACAGCAGCAAGACGGUCGCUUUGGCUUCAGCGCGGCAUGCGCCUUGCUGAAGACUCUCACGACGACGUCUCCCGCUGCUGCGCCUCGCGCAGAGGUGAGCUUUGUCAGACUGCCGGCUGUGAGCAUGCAUGCGUUGCUGCUGCUUCUGCUGCCGCCGUGGCGCGUUUCGCUCGCAGCGCACACCCCACGAGCUCCUUGGUCGUGGCUGUUUUUUUCACGCAGGUCGAGGAGGCGUGGUUGUUGCAAUCUCCGCACAAGCCGUUCCUCAAGAGGGAGCUGCAGAUGAUGCGUCUCUCGCUGCGACUUUGGCUGGUGCUCCAGCCUCUGAAGCGCAGUUCGGGAGCCUUCGUAGACAUCCAAGAAGGAGCUGCGUCAGCAGCAGCGAGAAGUGAAGAAGCCUUGCGCAUUCUGCGCGAAUGCGUUGACUUGUAUCUUGACCAUGCAGCGUUUCAAGGAGGAGCACGCACAGAAGCUGCUGGCUACGCCCAACGCGCGGAGCUCUGGCUCCUCCUCGCACAACAAGCCGCCGCUUUCUCUCCCCACCUCGUCCUUCUUCCAGUGCAUCGAUACCACCAUCUUGCAAGCGACCCUCGUGCUGCUGCUGCUGCUGCCGCUGCCGCUGCCACCGACGUCGUGGGGCCCUCGCUUCGAACCGAGUUGCUGCAACUUGCCGCUGAGGCAGCAGCAGCAGCAGCAGCAGCAGCAGCAGCAGCAGCAGCAGCAGAGCAGCCUGCUCCAGCAGCUCUCCGCGAUCUCGUGCAGCAAACGCGACGUCGUGUGGCAGCGGCUUUCGUGGAGGAUGGCUGUAUCCGGCAGGCGCUUCAGCAGCUGCAGGCGUUGCACGAAUGCGAGGAUGCGGCGGGGAGAGGUCUGGUGGUGCUCUUGCUGUUGCGGCUGAUGCUGAAGUCGCGAGUGCUGCUCUUGAAGGAGGGAAGCGCAGCAGGAGCCCACGCCGCGAGAAGCGGCGUGGGCGCCGCUCCCACCGCGUGUUGGUGUCACGCCUCCUCGAGUUGUGCAGCUGCGAAAGCAAAAGGGGAAGCACCUCGACGUCCAUCCCUCUCCGCAGCGGAGCGCAACGCUGCAACAAGCGCAGCACUGGCAGAAGCAGAAGCAGCAGCCGCAGAAGCAGCGCGCUAUGGGGCCGUUGACGCGCUCUCGAUUUGCCGCGCGGCUGCCGCUGCGGCGAGAGCUGGAGGCAGUUCUUCUGCAGCGGCAGCAGUAGCUAAAGCUGUAGCUGCUGCAGUUGUUGAAGCAGCAGCCUCGCUGCAGCUCUCUGCCGUAUCCGCUGCCUGUGCAGCUGCCGGAGUGCAGGCACAGCGGCUGCUGCAUCGUGUGGCGCUGUGGCAAGACUGCCCACUUCUGCUGGAAUGGCAGCAAGAAACAGGCGCUGUAGAGGCUGCCGCGCGCCUCUGCCUGCUGCAGGCAGCCGCUAUCUGGCUGCAACUCGUCUCUCUGCUGCCACAGCAGCAACAGGAGCAGCAGCAACAACGGCGACAGCAACAGUUGGAAGCAGACGUCUUGGGCUGUUUUCCGCAGUGGUUGCUUCAGGCUGUUGCGGCGUUGCAGCAGGAGUUUGCAGCCUCGCAGCACUGGCACUGCAUGCAGCGUUGCCAGCUGGAGGGGGACGCAGAGCCGGAAGCGCAGCUGCAAAAACUGCAGCAGCUGCUGCCGUUCAUAUCGCCUAUUUUCGCUGAAAACGCCACAGUCCAGCAAAAGCACAAGGCGCUAAAUGCAGCAGCAGCAACUCUACUGCCAGAUCUUCCCCCAGUGCCAGAGCAGCAGCAGGAAGGCGAAGAGCAGAAACAGGCAGAAGGGCAGCAGAUGCAGCUCUGUCUCGCCCUUUCUCGUGUUGCAACUUUGAGCGAACGCUGCGCAGAGUUGUUGCAACAAGUGCCAGGGUGUGUGCUCACUGUGCCCCCCAUGCUUCCGCUGCUGCUCUUGCCGCUUGACUCUGGCGGAGCUGUGCGCUUGCCUCAGGUUCUGCUGCUUCGCGCACACGUCUGUCAGCCUGUCACUCCCCUGUCCUCGCCAACGACACAGCCGCGGCUAGAGGAAAAUCGGGGGAGCGCUAAUUCCGCGCGCUGUCUAGCCGCGUCGAAUCAACACCUGCUUGCUGCCUUCCCCCCUCAGAAGCACCGACUAGAGCGGCAGAGCCAGGUGGAUCGCAUGCAGUCACUGGACGUGGAUGAAAAGGAGCAAGAAGCUCUAAGUGGCCCUCAGGAGACGCUGGAGAGGAUAUCCGUCUCGACUAGCUCUGACGCCAACGACUGCAGCGAAGGGGGAGAGGAAAGUAUCGUUCUCCCCUUGGUGGAGGAUCAGCGCGUGCAGCAAAGCUGCACCGUCUCCGCUGUCACUGCGAAGCGGAUUGCAGCGUUGGCGCGGGCACAAGGCAUCCUCGCCUCUCUGGAUGGAGCAGCCUUCUCACCGCUGUUACCCCCCGCAGAGACUGCAGCUCGCCUUGCCUUCUGGGGGGAGCUCGCUGCUGCAGUGCGCUUGUGCAACAUUUGUUCGCUGAGUCUUCUUGGCGCGUUUCAUGCCUUCGUCUAUUGCGCCAUAAGGGCCGCUAUGCAGCGUCGCAAGCAUGAUGCAUCCCCUGCUGAGAAUGGCUCUGCAUCAUCAGCUGCAGCAACCGCCGCUGCAGCGGGAGAAGUCGCGAACUCUCAGCGCCUCUUUGCCACACUGCAGCAACAGCUGCAGUCUCUCGCCUUUAUGCUAGGCCCGCAGUGCAUUCCCCCCCGCGUUCUGACGUUCUUACAGGAAAAGCUGAACGAGGAGUCAGGGAGUCUUUCGCGAUUGCCCGACCUCCUGUUGCACGGCCGGCUGGAAGCAGCAGUGGCUCUGGUAGAGACGCAAGUAGCAGCAGUCACAUCGACGGUUGACAGCAAGGAAACGGAUACAAUGACGCGCUGCGAAGUAUCACGGGAAAUUAAGCUGCAGGCGGCCACACUCGCUCAGCUGCAAGCAGCAGUAGCUGUCCAGCGGCCCUUGCUCCUGCCACGCCUAGAGAACGCCCUCCUCACCGCAGGAGACCUUGUAUGCGCUGGUGGUGCUGGUGGCUCUGAGUGCGCUUCCCUGGAACAAGCAUGGAGGCGGCCAUUUGCUGCUGAUGAAGGGCAUACAUCGAGGAAGAUUUAG
This is a messenger RNA of Cyclospora cayetanensis, 6933 nucleotides long. RefSeq lists its product as uncharacterized. The record is from RefSeq and is a predicted model, not a curated record. Lineage: Eukaryota; Apicomplexa; Conoidasida; Eucoccidiorida; Eimeriidae.